Salvia splendens (bonfire salvia) is the source of this 1619-nucleotide messenger RNA. RefSeq names its product acyl-protein thioesterase 1 homolog 1. Lineage: Eukaryota; Viridiplantae; Streptophyta; Magnoliopsida; Lamiales; Lamiaceae. The transcript has 9 exons. Gene Ontology annotation, molecular function: hydrolase activity. Bases 571 to 1329 code for a protein of 252 amino acids. The record is from RefSeq and is a predicted model, not a curated record.
GGAUUGAAUUAUGCUGUGGCGCAACACAAUCAUGAUAAAUUAGACAGUUUGAACUUCACAUUCAAGAUAAUGGGCAUCCAUCAAUCACCAGAAAAAUGCAUAAACAAAUGAUUGAAAGAGAGAUAUUUCUCUCCCCACUUUGUCUUUUUUUGCCCAAUUUUGAAUUAUUCCUCCCCCCAGUUGUUUUCAGAAAAUAUUCCUGAAGAAGUUGUAGUUCCUUGCUUUUAUUUAUAGUCACAAGCAUAGAUUCUCUCCCUCUAUGAUAUGCUGUAGUUCAUCUACACCCUCAAUCAGUAUACAUGUUCAUUUCCUUUUUCUGUUUUUUUCCAUUUCCCAUUGCCCUAAUUUUGAUGCUCUUUCUCUUUGCUGAUGAAAAGAUUGCCUGCUUUUUGUCCUUUUCAUGGAUGCCCUCUCUAGCUCCCUCUCUCUCUAAGCAUUGUGCAGCUGGUUAUUCCAUAUCCUACCUAGUAUAAAUAGGGGGCUCUCUCUUCAUUACAUAUUAAGCUUCCUAUUAUUACUUGCUUGAAUUUGUUUAACGGAUAAUUCAGCUUUCAUCUUCUGUUGCCUAAAAUGAGCUACUCGAAUUCAUCAAUAGGCUCUGGGAGUAGAACAGCUAGAAGGAAUGUUGAGUUUGGGAGGACUUAUGUUGUUAAGCCUAAAGGGAAACACCAGGCUACUAUAGUCUGGCUGCAUGGCCUUGGUGACAAUGGCUCAAGUUUGUCACAACUUUUGGAAAGUCUUCCCCUUCCAAAUAUAAAAUGGAUAUGCCCCACUGCUCCAACGCGCCCUGUGGCUAUACUUGGUGGAUUUCCUUGCACUGCUUGGUUUGAUGUUGGCGAGCUUUCUGAAGAUUGUCCGGAUGAUUUCGAAGGUUUAGAUUCCUCAGCAGCACACAUCGCUAAUUUACUGUCCACAGAGCCUACCGACAUUAAACUUGGUAUAGGAGGCUUCAGCAUGGGAGCUGCAACUGCCCUCUAUUCCGCGACUUGCUUUGCGCAUGGUAAAUAUGGAAACGGCUACCCGUAUACUGUUAAUUUAAGGGCCAUUGUUGGCCUAAGUGGCUGGCUUCCUGGUGCAAGGAGUCUAAGAAACAAGAUUGAAGGAUCGCACGAUGCUGCAAGACGUGCUGCAUCACUGCCAAUUUUGCUCUCUCACGGACUCUGUGAUGAAGUGGUUCCUCACAAACAUGGAGAGAAAUCCUACCAUGCCUUGAACCUUGCUGGUUUCCGAAAUCUAUCAUUCAAAACCUACGAAGGGAUCGGGCACUACACCGUGCCUAAAGAGAUGGACGAGGUAUGCAAUUGGCUAAACUCGAGGCUGGGGCUCUAGGGGGUAUGAUCACGGAUUUAACUCAAGGACGACCGGGGGAGCAAUAAGAGGAAGGCGAGCGCGUAGAGUUAUACGAGUUGUGAGUUACAGAUUCGGCUACUUGGUUCAUACUUCAUAGUAAAAUAAAGUUUUGGGAGUAAUAUUAUUUUCUAUGUAUUCUGCACCAGUGAUUUUGUUAUGUAAUAUUUCAAUUGGGGUUAUUUUGGUGUUGGUGUUGGUGUUGGUGUUAGUGUUAGUUUGGCUUUUUCUUUUGUAAUAUGGGAAGGAAAUAAGAUAUAGAUUCUGGGGUA